AUGGCGAUUGUGAUCAACGAAUCAGGUGGGUUCAUGAAAUCCCCAUGUGCGUCAAAAUCUAAUACCCAAGCAGCCAAACCGGCUGAGCAAAAUGGCAAAGAGGAAGCCAAAGAGGAAGUCAAGUUCGAACCCGUCGGUACCGUCUGCGACUUCCGCAACCUAUACCAGACCAAGCCCGAUGAAGAUGGAAAUCGAUCAUGGACCAGAGAUCUCCCAUCAGACCUCCCCGAACCUGCUGAAGAUGCCGACUCUGCCCAAUAUGCCCUUCUAGUCAGAAAAGAAAAAUGUUACGAUGGACGAAAGAGUCUGUCUGUUCACUCCAUCGUCGUCCAAAGUGAACACCUCAAAACCUUCCUAGGCAAAGUACUAGACAACUACCCAGGCGUGACCACCACACUCGAUCGUCUGGAGUUCACAGCGCCCUUCAAGCCAUUCGUGCACAGAUGGGAAGAUAUAAUCAGACUCCGCGAUGAGGAAACAGACCCCACCACCAAAACCCAUGUGGAUCUAUUCUAUAGAAUCAUGGACGAAGAGCUACGAGAUGUGAUCGAUUGCAAAAAGGACCUCGUCGCCAACGGCGUCAUCACAUUCCCACUAGCCUGGACAAUCAUGGAACCCCACGACGUGGUCGUUUCCUCAGUCGGUGGUCUCCUCCGCGGCCACCAGUUCGACAGUAUGGUUCUGACCAAGUGUGGUUGGCGCCUGUAUGCCGACCAUGUUGACUUCGACGGCAGUCGAUUCGGAUACACUUCUGAGAAUUUCGCUAUUCCCACAUUCACAGGAACAGUACCUAUUACCUCUCUGCCUAUAUUCCCAUUGAAAUACCACCCUGAAAAAGAAUCCAUUCGGGAAAUCCUGGCUGCGCGUGGAAAGCGCUGGGAAGAACAUAAAGGGUAUCACUUCAAGGCUUACGAUGGCCCCGCCAUCAGCAGAGAUUAUCACGAAGAUGAUCCCAAUGCACGGGAUACCAAGUACCACGUGAAGGGACGAAUUAUCAUCGACGCAGACGCAUACAACAUCUUCCAUCCCAACGGGACAAUCAGCGUGGACAGCAAUAUCGAGGAAGAUGAACUGACUGAUACUCAGCUCCUGCUUGCCUCUCCUAUGAUUUACGGGUAUUCCCUCAAAGACAAAGAAUGGCUGAUCUUCUACCUCGAAAGCUCACACGAGAUCACCUGGGACGAGCGCGCUUUCGAGUCCCUGGUCCUGCCGAAAGAGCAACAGGGACUCAAAGAGGUCAUUCUGGGUGUCGCGAAGGCCCAGUCUAAACGAUUGGAUUCCUUUGAUGAUGUCGUCCAGGGUAAGGGUCGUGGUAUUAUUAUGCAGCUUGCUGGUCCGCCUGGUGUUGGUAAGACGCUUACGGCAGAGAGUGUUGCCGAGGUCAUGAAGGUGCCUCUUUAUGUAAUGAGUGCCGGUGACCUGGGGAUGGAGGCUAGCAGUGUGGAAAGGAGUCUGAAGCAGAUCCUCAAGGCUGUUCCACGGUGGGGAGCUGUUCUGUUGCUGGAUGAGGCGGAUGUCUUUAUGGAAGCUCGUGAUGCCAGAGACCUUGCUCGUAAUGAGCUGGUAUCUAUUUUCCUGCGAAUGCUGGAAUAUUACGAGGGAAUCCUCUUCUUGACUACCAACCGGGCACAGAAUAUCGAUCCGGCCUUUGAGUCGCGAAUCCACAUUUCUCUCAACUACCAGGAACUGGAUAUCGCUUCCCGGCGUCAUAUCUGGUCACAGUUCCUUACCCGCUCUAGUGAGGUCUUUACGGAUGAGCAACUUGAUCAGAUGGCAGAGGUGCCGUUGAAUGGUCGGCAGAUCAAAAAUGUCAUUAAGACUGCUGGUCUGCUGGCCUGGUCGAAGGAGGUUGAGCUUGGGUACGAACAUCUGAAGACCGUGCUGGCUUUGCGGGAUCUGUAG
Messenger RNA from Penicillium salamii, 1902 nucleotides. NCBI's taxonomy places the organism in Eukaryota, Fungi, Ascomycota, Eurotiomycetes, Eurotiales, Aspergillaceae. The record is from the annotation of a GenBank genome assembly.